AUGGAUAAGUGUUUGCCUUUCUACGACACCUUGAAGGGGAAUAAGAAAUUCGAAUGGACCGAAGAGUGCGAAAAAGCUUUCCAAGAGCUGAAACACUACUUGGCCACUCCCCUAGUGCUCGCAAAACCAGUAGAAGAAGAACCAUUGUUCCUAUACAUCGCAGUGUCAGUCACGGCUGUAAGCGGCAUCCUCAUCCGAGAAGAACGUAGCGAACAAAAACCCAUCUUUUACGUAAGCAAAACCUUACUCGACGCAGAAACACGUUACCCGAUGAUGGAAAAUCUCGCGCUCGCAGUCGUAAUGUCCGCACGAAAGCUAAGGCCGUAUUUCCAGUCCCAUACAAUCGUAGUACUUACUUCGUUCCCACUAUGGGCAAUCGGGCUAAGCGAGUACGACAUCGAGUACCGAACAAAAUCUUGCGCGAAAUCGCAGGUGCUCGCCGACUUCCUAGUAGAGCUCCCUACAGGGUGCAUGACUAACCAGGAGCCCGAUUCAAUGUGGACCCUCCACGUCGACGGAUCCUCUUCCAAACAAGGAUCCGGAGGCAGGGUCAGACUCACGUCGCCACUUGGAGAAGUACUGGAACAAUCGUUCCAACUGAUUUUCCACGCUUCGUACAACGCAGCCGAAUACGAAGCCCUAAUCACGGGUUUACGAUUGGCUCACUGUCUAAAAAUAUGUAAUAUCCACGCCUACUACGAUUCCCAGUUAGUUGCAAGUCAAUACAGUGGAGAAUAUGAGGCAAGGGAUGAGAGAAUGGAUGCCUACUCAAAACUCGUUCAAAACAUGGCUCAAGGCUUCGACCGGUUUGCUCUAACCCGGAUCCCUCGGGCUGAAAAUGUGCAGUCUGACGCCCUAGCCGCCUUGGCAUCUAGUUCGGAUCCAGGCCUGAGGAGGGUGAAUCCCGUCGAAUUAAUCGAGUCACCCGACGGUGAUCCAGAUGAAGUCAAUGUCCUGACAACGAAGUAUCUAGAAAAAUCCGAGUAUGGAUUCGACAAACCUUGGACAGAAACAAUCUUCGCAUACAUCACCGACGGGAAACUCCCAGCGGAAAAAUGGGCAGCCCGAAAAAUUAAAACCCAAUCUACGCGAUACGUCUUGGUGGAAGGAGAACUAUAUAAGUGGAGAUUUUUUGGGCCACUCAUGACCUGCUUAGAAGGGGAGAAAGCACGAGGGAUAAUGGAAGAAGUCCACUCUGGAUCAUGCGGAAACCAUUUGGGCGGAAGAUCCCUCGCAAUCAAAAUCAAACGCCACAGACACUUUUGGCCGACAAUGGUCAAAGAUUGCGAGAAUUUUGCUCGAAAAUGCGAGAAGUGCCAGAGGCACGCUCCUACCAAUCAUCAGCCGGCAGAAUUUCUCUCGUCGAUUUCGCCCCCAUAUCCAUUCAUACGAUGGUCGAUGGACAUAGUCAGACCCAUACACAGGUCAACGUAA
Molecule: messenger RNA, 1434 nt
Organism: Brassica napus (rape)
Lineage: Eukaryota; Viridiplantae; Streptophyta; Magnoliopsida; Brassicales; Brassicaceae
Exons: 1
Coding region: 1-1434 (477 amino acids)
Molecular function (GO): nucleic acid binding; RNA-DNA hybrid ribonuclease activity
Source: RefSeq, a predicted model, not a curated record